CUCAUAUACCCAUCGAAACUCAUGUAACCCGGUUAUUUGAAAAUGAAAUGGUACACGCUGUAUCGGUAGAUUAUGAACAUUCUCCCUUUGUAAAUAAGACGGUGUUGGAAAAUGUUCAAUGUAGUCAUGGGUUCAUAGCAACGGUAUUGGAGGCUUAUAAUCGACAUCAGCAUUUACGUAUCACACCCGAUGAUGUAUGGUUAACGAUAGCCCAGGGAGUUUCUCAACAUGUAAAUUUAAACGUGAAUAAGUAUCGACACUUUUUCGUACAUAAUAAACAAAAAAUUUCCAUUAAUGCUAAUGGAAUAUUUGAUAGCGAACGUUGGUCGAGAAGAAUCGUUGGUGAUUGGCCGGAAUGCGUACGGUUAUUAGCAGAAAAGGCCGACAAGAAGGUCGAAAAAAUCAAUUUAAUGAAAUUAUUAGAGUGUGAUUAUUCUACGAGUACCAUUACGACGACAACGGCAAGUCGUGUCGUUCUGUUAAAUUCUCUUGAAACAAUUUCGCAAACACAGAUUGAUUGGACUUGUGGUAUACCGAAAGUUACAUUGGAGGGAACAUUAGGGGAUUGGUCACGUAUCCAAGAAAAGAUCAAUAUUUUAAGAAGUUUACCUUUAGAUUUGGAUUUUUGGUUUGACCGCUUAGAACCCAUUAUUUGGCAAUUAAUUGCAACUUAUCAGGGCAAA
Funneliformis caledonium is the source of this 683-nucleotide messenger RNA. Lineage: Eukaryota; Fungi; Glomeromycota; Glomeromycetes; Glomerales; Glomeraceae. The record is from the annotation of a GenBank genome assembly.